This is a messenger RNA of Rhododendron vialii, 1472 nucleotides long. RefSeq lists its product as uncharacterized. The transcript has 3 exons. Gene Ontology annotation, molecular function: nucleic acid binding; zinc ion binding. The record is from RefSeq and is a predicted model, not a curated record. Lineage: Eukaryota; Viridiplantae; Streptophyta; Magnoliopsida; Ericales; Ericaceae. Bases 597 to 1259 code for a protein of 220 amino acids.
AAAUAAACAGUUGUAAUCUGUUUAUUAGCGAUUUAGCAUUGUGGUCUUCCUUGAAGAAAACAUUAUAGUUUUCUUGUGUAGUUGUGCUUUUGUUAGUGCUCUGGUCAUGGACUAUUACAUGAUAUUGUUUGUCUAUUUACAUGUGGCUUCUUCACAUAUCUCGCUAAGAUCUUUCAUUAGUUUUUUCUAGGUUUGGUUUUUUAGUGUCUUGCGACUAUUGAUUUGGUAGUGCAGACUUGUCUAGUUGUCUCAGCUGAACCUGUAUCUGGUUAGUCUGCCAAGGAAACUACUUUCUUAUAGGUUCAUGGUAAAGACCAUUGUCUCUGCUGUCAUUCUUUAAUUGAUGGCUGAAAAAGCUUUGAAAAAUAAAAUCAGUUGAAAUCAGGGCCAUGUAGUUACUGUCUUUGUUUUGACAUUCAAAAGGAUGUCCUGACAUAUCACAUCUCCACAUCCUUUCAAAGUUAACUUCUCCUUGUUCCGAAAGCAAAGAAGAUGGAGGAUGAACCAUGAGCAUAAUCCUUAUGGCUGGCAGUAUAAUAACUCAUUUUAUGCUUUGCUUCUCUUGAAUUGCAACUUGCCAAGUGUCAUCGAAAUCAAUGACAUUCAGCACCAAACACCUGAGAGAGGUACAUCAAAAUUCAAGGCAAGAUUACCUGUGUAAUAACUGUAAACGACCUGGGCAUUUUGGCAGAGAUUGUCCCAAUGUGACUGUGUGCAAUAACUGUGGACUCCCUGGUCACGUUGCUUCUGAGUGCACCUCAACAACCACGUGUUGGAACUGUAAGGAACCAGGUCAUCUCGCGAACGAAUGCAACAAUGAUCCAGUCUGCCACAUGUGUGGAAACAUGGGUCACCUGGCUCGCGAUUGCUCUAACUCAAGUCUUCCCUCUCACGAUGUAAGGCUCUGCAACAACUGUUACAAGGCGGGCCACCUGGCCGCAGAUUGCACCAAUGACAAGGCGUGCAACAACUGCCGCAAAACCGGUCACCUUGCCCGGGACUGCCCGAAUGACCCGGUUUGCAACGUCUGCAACAUAUCCGGCCACAUGGCCCGCCAAUGCCCCAAGUCACACCUGCCACCUAUGGAAAUGGUAGGUGGCCCUUUCCGUGACAUGAUUUGUCGUAAUUGCGGGCUUCCGGGACAUAUUAGCCGUGACUGUGUAUCUAUAGUCAUCUGCAACAACUGUGGUGGGAGGGGACAUCAAGGUUACCAAUGCCCCUCCGUGCCGAUGCUCCAUCGUGGGCUUCGUAGGUUUUAAUUAGCUGGAUGGGUAGGGUUUGUUGCUGGAACUUCUUAUUUGAGUUGUUCUGAUACAUUUGAAUGUGGAGUGAGUUGAUUGAUUUUGAAGAAGAGUGGUGUUUUUCUUGUCUCUUUAGAAAUGCUUGGAUGCAGAUAUAGAGGCACUCCUUUUGCAGGUUGGUGUAGCAGUAAUCUUUUUGAGAAGUUCAUUUAUGAGAUUGGGAUUGGUCAA